GCUGAUGUGAUAAUCUUUGAUCUAAACACAAUUAAAGCAAUCACAGAUAACUUUUCUGCUGAUAAUAAACUUGGAGAAGGAGGGUUUGGUUCUGUUUUCAAGGGUAAGUUGAAAAAUGGGAAACUUGUAGCUGUCAAAAGGCUCAAAACAAAUUCAGAUCAAGGGAUAGAAGAAUUCAAAAAUGAAGUUAUGCUGAUUGCAAGACUGCAACACAGAAAUCUUGUGAGGAUUUUAGGAUAUUGCAUUCAACAAAGGGAGAAGAUGCUGGUCUAUGAGUACAUGCAAAAUAAUUCUCUUAAUAACUGCAUUUUUGAUAAUGUGUUGGGGAGUUCUCUAAACUGGAAAAGACGUUCUGAAAUCAUAUCUGGAAUUGCUCAAGGAUUGUUAUACCUUCAUCAAGAUUCGAGGCUAAAAAUUAUUCAUAGAGAUUUAAAAGCAAGUAAUAUUCUCUUGGAUGCUUCCAUGCAACCAAAAAUAUCUGAUUUUGGAAUGGCAAGAAUUUUCAGAGAUGAGCAAAUUGAAGCGAACACAAAUCAAGUUAUUGGAACAUAUGGUUAUAUGUCACCGGAAUAUGCCAUGGAAGGUCACUUCUCAGUCAAAUCUGAUGUGUUCAGCUUCGGUGUUUUGAUGCUUGAAAUAGUGAGUGGAAAGAAAAACAAAUAUCAACACACAAGGAAUUCUGUGAAUUUAAUAGGAGAUGUAUGGAGUUUUUGGAACGAAGAAAAGCAUUGGACAUUGUUGAUCCAUUAAUAGGAAGGGGUAAUUCAACUGAUAUUCGAGAAAUGUUGAGAUGCAUUCACGUUGGAUUGUUGUGUGUGCAGCCGCUACCACAUAACAGACCAAACGUUUCAGAAGUGAUUUUUAUGCUAAAUAAUGAAAUAGAACUUCCUCGUCCUAAUCCACCUGGAUUUAUGGUAAAACAAGGAAAUAUUACUCAAAUGGAAGGUCGUUAAAUUGUUUGAGUUUUUUAAUUUUUACGGGUAUAUAUAUUAGUUACGGCCGGGAAAGUCAUCGCUCGUCCAAUUACAAUCAAAG
Molecule: messenger RNA, 1035 nt
Organism: Cuscuta europaea
Lineage: Eukaryota; Viridiplantae; Streptophyta; Magnoliopsida; Solanales; Convolvulaceae
Source: the annotation of a GenBank genome assembly